AUGGCACGCAAACUGAGCCACCAGAGGGUUACUUAUGUCCUCCCGCUGCCUGAUGCCCCAGGCGGGCACCGGCUGGGGAUCAACGGCCUGACUGUCGACCGUCAAAACUCGAUCCUAUACUCCGCGGGUCGCGACGGCGUCAUAUGUUCGUGGGAUCUCGGCUUUCCUCUUUCCUCCGCGGUCGCAUCAAAGGACACAUCAGAAUCGGGUCAGAAUUCUAGUCCAACCGGUUUCAAAACCCAAGUUCAAGCCCACAGCCACUGGAUCAACGACAUAGUCUUGGCACAGGACAACUCCGCGCUCGUCUCCGCUUCAUCCGACACAACCGUGCGGCUUUGGCGACCGCAUUCCGAGUCGACCGAAGUGCCAGAGCGCAUCGGAAAGCACACCGAUUAUGUGAAGGCUCUGGCAAGUCCCGGCAGCCAUGCGACUUGGGUCGCAUCGGGCGGUCUCGAUCAAAAGGUCUACCUCUGGGAUCUAGAUGGUGGUGGAGAGAUAUUGAGCAUCAAUGCGGGUGGAGAAGAUUCCACAGAUAAAGGAUCUGUGUACGCGCUGGGUGCUGUCUCGUCAGUGCUCGCUAGUGGGGGCCCAGAAAAUGUCGUGCGAGUAUGGGAUCCCAGGUCUGGAAAGCUGGUCACCAAAUUCGUGGGCCAUACGGAUAACAUCCGUGAUAUCUUGAUCAACCAGAAUGGUGAUAAAAUCAUGACGGGCUCGUCUGACCAAACGAUCAAGAUCUGGUCCCUCACCGCGGGUCGAUGCAUGAAUACCCUGACCAUGCACAAUGACAGUGUGUGGUCGCUUUACUCGGACCACCCUGAUCUCUCUGUCUUCUAUUCAAGUGACCGAUCUGGAUUAGUGGCAAAGACUGAUAUGAGAGGGUCGCCAGAUCCCGAGCAGGGCAUCUGUGUCGCUGCAUUGCAAGAGCACGAGGGAGUUAUUAAAGUUGUGGCGGCGGGAGACUACAUUUGGACUGCGACUCCAAAAUCGAGCGUCAACCGCUGGCGAGAUGCCGAUACCACAGCUGGGAUUGAGCCGCCGCCCGACCCUGGCCGUACUAUAGACUCUGCUGCGCCGCCCAGUGCUGCAGACAAGGGACCCAAAAAGCUUCCGUUUCACGCUGUUCUACAAGUAUCGGCGACAUCGGUCCUGGGUGCCCCUGCCUCUAAAAUCAGUGCGCCGGAGCCAGUUCCGGGCGCAAUCGGGCUCACGAUCCCUGUUCAUUCACUACCCGAGGAAACUAUUGAAGGCCAACAUGGGUUGAUCAAGUGCUUGAUGCUGAAUGAUCGGAUGCGUGCACUUACUCAGGAUUCGGCUGGAGAAGUUGUGCUGUGGGAUCUGCUGAAGUGCAUACCCAUCAAAACAUUCGGCAAACGUCACAUGGAUGAUGUUGAGUCGGAGGUCAACACCACUGAUAGUAUCGCACACUGGUGUGCUAUUGAUGUGCGUACUGGUAGGCUAUCGGUCAUUCUCGAGCCCAACCGCUGUUUCGACGCAGAAGUUUAUGCCGAUGAGACCGACCUGCCACCAUCUCAUGUGCUGCAACACAGAGAUGAUCAAAGAAUCAAUCUCGGUAAAUGGAUCUUGCGUUGGCUGUUCGCUCCGGUAGUGGACGAUGAGAUUCGGCAGGAUAACGAAUACCGCCAAGCUGCCGUCGCGAGAGCAGAGGAACAUGCUCGACUGAAUCCGAUUAGUACAUCGGUGCUCCCCGAUGAUAUCCCUCGCAGCGUCGGUAUUCCUAUCUCAAAUCCUCGCUCAAGGUCGACUUUGCGUCCUAGCUCAGAAUUCCCUGGUAGCCCGAGCAUCGGGUUUGGAAUCAACGUUGGCACGCCAUCAUCAAAUUACCUGAGCACUUCUAUGCAGAGCAACUCUCCAUUCCCCAUGUUUGAGCCGGAGACGCCUGACCCCUCCGGGCCAACACAUUCUCAUCUCGAUGGUGGCCAAUCCUCCUUCUCAGAUCGGUCAACCGAUUACUUCUCAAACAGACCUCCAGCGGUCCCACAACUGGACACCGACAAGGGUCUUCUGUCUCCGUCAGAUGCAGCCUCAAAUUCAGGGCUUCCUCUGUCUCCUGCAGAGCCCGAUAAAGAAGAACGCAAGAAAUCAUCACUAUUUGGGAAGAAGUUCCAAAUGAAUUUCCCCAAGAAACUAGGUCGGAACUCCACAGAAACGAAGCCUCAAAUCGUGGAAGAGAAGGCCGAAGAGUCGGAGAUAUCCUCUAUCAAAGAAGAGAAAGUUUAUGAUCCUAACCUUUGUGGCGUGAUUGAGCGCAUACGCAAUGACUAUGAAGAAUUCCUGGCUACAAAUCCAGACCAGGAUUUGGAGACUGCUCUUUUGCCUAGUACUGAAGAUGAAACCCCACGGCUGGAGAUUCCGCCUCGAACCUCAGUCUUCAUCCAGGAGGAAACAAUUGAUACUGCUGUUGCCUCGGAUCUCUACAGAGGCAACGUGGAGCGCAUUGGCGAGGACAUCGAGAUGCUCAAGAAGUCGAUUCCUCACUGGCUUGGCGAAUUUCUUCUGAAGAAUCAAAUCCCCUUCAAGGAGCAAGUCAAGAUCGCCUUUAUCUUGAAGCCCUUCGAUGAUACCUUGCCACCACUGGUCAAGCCCGAGCCUCCGAUUCCUAAUGGCGCACCACCGGGUGCCCUGAACCCCAACAGCAACAACAAUAACAACAACGGCUCUCGUCUCAAUGCCAACCGCAUGUUGCGAGCGAAGAAAAUUAUCGCUUACGUCGCAGAGCGCAUCGAUCCUACGAAUCCCGAUGAGCCUGCUGAAUCCGCUAUGCAGCCAGAAGAGUACCUCGACCUCUACUGCCAUAAUAUUAUCUGUCCCCCGAAUAUGACCCUAGCAACGAUUCGCACGCAUCUUUGGCGCACCUCAGGAGACAUGGUUCUUUACUACAAGACAAACGGCAAGAAAGAGAUCCACCCUCCUCGAUCUUUGUUUGGAAUUGAUGAGAAUCAUCUCCUUGUGGGAGAUCCCCAUGGUUCGAACGGGGAUAGCAAUGGACAUGCACCCCCUGGGAGUAUCCAUUCUAUGACUAACUCGGGCUCUGUCGCAGGCUCCGUCAUCACCUAG
This is a messenger RNA of Penicillium paradoxum, 3075 nucleotides long. RefSeq names its product WD repeat protein. Lineage: Eukaryota; Fungi; Ascomycota; Eurotiomycetes; Eurotiales; Aspergillaceae. The record is from RefSeq and is a predicted model, not a curated record. The transcript has 8 exons. The coding region runs from base 1 to 3075 and encodes 1024 amino acids. Gene Ontology annotation, biological process: protein deubiquitination; double-strand break repair via homologous recombination. Gene Ontology annotation, molecular function: ubiquitin binding.